AUGUUGUCCCGGGCUGAUUUGAGUCUUCGCUCAGCAAAUGCACACCAACAAACCACGUUGAUGCUGGCCGCUAUACAUGGUCGUAUCAGUCUGGUUCAUCGUUUGAUCACUAUGCACAAAGCACCAGUCAACCAGCAAGAUGCCGAGGGUAGUACGGCUUUAAUGGCCGCUGCCGAACACAAUCGAUCCAAUGUGGUACGGUUGCUGCUUUCGCAACCAAACGUUGAUGCAAAUCUACGGGACAAUGCAAGUGACUUGGUGUCUGUAGUUUACAGACACGAAUUUUGUUAUUGA
Molecule: messenger RNA, 294 nt
Organism: Echinostoma caproni
Lineage: Eukaryota; Metazoa; Platyhelminthes; Trematoda; Plagiorchiida; Echinostomatidae
Source: the annotation of a GenBank genome assembly